GGAGACGGUCUCUGUUUGGACUCUUAGCAGAACCUCCCGCUAGAAAGAUAGCUGGACUGAGGCCAGACGUGGAAGGGGGUGGGUCUCUUUGGUCGACAGCGAUUUCUUGGAGGGAUUUAGACGUGAUCUGGGGGGCAGAGAGAGAUUUACGAAUUGAUAGGUGGUCGCGUUUUGUUUGGCCGAGUGGGUCUGCGCAACAGAGCCCAGGAGCUUUGCGUUUCCUUCUCUUAAAGGAUUAGUACUAGCGAUGGCCACCAAAAGACUGCGGAAGAACCGCUACUCUGGCGACACACAGCUGGUGUCUUGGAUAAGUGCGCAUAAAAGUUCCACAGGGCACUGACCUCUCAAAUUAGCACGGUUGGAAACUCCCUUUGCUAUCUUUCGGACUCCUCAGAGAAACUCCUUCAGUCGACUUGGGUAAAUGAGACUUUAUUCUUUUCGUCUGUACGGUGGAACCGCAAGGCGUUGAUUACAGAUACCUUUUAUAACUGUCUUAUCGUUACUUUCGUCGUUGGUUGUGACAAAGCUCAAGGAAACAACGCUGACAAGAUGACAACUGAAACCGCACAACAGCAGCUGGACCCACCGCCUCUGAGAUCUAGCCCAGCGUCCGGUGCUAUGCAUUCCACGCUGCAGAGCGCACAGACGGUGCUGGAUACCGCAGGAUCACCGGCCACCACUAAGGGCAAGAAAGCAAACUCAGGCAUGAGGCGCCCCGAAAAACCGCCGUAUUCUUACAUCGCCCUGAUUGUAAUGGCGAUUCAGAGUUCUCCCACUAAGAGGUUGACACUUAGUGAGAUAUACCAAUUCCUUCAGGCGCGGUUCCCAUUCUUUAGGGGAUCCUACCAGGGCUGGAAGAAUUCCGUUAGACACAAUCUCUCUCUCAAUGAAUGUUUCAUUAAAUUGCCCAAGGGCCUUGGGAGACCCGGCAAAGGGCAUUACUGGACAAUAGAUCCUGGCAGUGAGUUUAUGUUCGAAGAAGGGUCUUUUCGCCGCAGACCGCGAGGAUUUCGUAGGAAAUGUCAAGCCCUUAAACCAAUGUACCGGAUGAUGAACGGCAUCGGCUUCGGUACAUCGAUGUUGCCUCAAAACUUCGAUUUCCAGUCGCCCUCUGCAUCCUUGGCUUGUCACGCCAAUGGUUACAAUUUGGACAUGAUGACUAAUGCUGUGCCUGGUGUGCCAGGGGGAUACGACGGGCUGAGUGCGGGCCACCAUGUGCCUCACAUGUCGCCUAGCCCUGGAUCCACCUACAUGGCGGCUUGUCAAGUUACGUCUAACGGCGACUACGGUCCCGAUAGCAGCAGCAGUCCCCUACACUCGCCUCCUACGAUGACCAGCUCCUUGGAGUGUCAUUCUCCCUAUGCAGCUUCGGCACACUGGGCCUCUUCCAGUGUGCCUCCCUACAUCAAGCAGCAACCACUUGCUUCAAGCAGUCCGACCUCCUCUGGUUUACAUUCGAGUAUGUCGCCGUAUUCCAUCGAGCAGAGCUACCUUCACCACAACGGCCGGGACUCCUCGGAUAUUUCAGUGGGAAUACCUCGAUAUCAAAGUCAUUCUUCACCAGUGUGUGACAGGAAAGAUUUUGUGUUGAACUUUAAUGGCAUCACAUCGUUUCAUCCCACUGCCAGUGGAUCUUACUACCACCAACUACAUCAUCAUCAUCAAGGUGUGUGCCAAGAUGUCAAGCCAUGUGUAAUGUAAACGCCAACAAGCCACCACAUAUUCCAAGAAUCAUGCCGGCUACGGACACUAGAUUCCACACUGCGUUGACAUUUAUCUUAAGUUAAAACAAUGCCAAACAGUAUUGUAAAAAAAUUAAAACCCAUCCCAUUCUGGGAAUAUUCAAACAGAACAGGAACAGAUUUAUAAUUUAGAAUAUGGUCUUGUAAGAUCAGUUUUCUUGAGAAUAGAAAGGAAAUAAAAGCACGAACUAUGAUGACACACUUUUGCUUCUGCCAUGAAGAUAUCGGAGUUUGCCUCAUUCACGCACAAGCAAAAAAAAGACAAAAGAGCGACCUGUGCAGUCAAAUCACGCCGCCAAAGCCUGUAAAAUAAGGCUGUAUGCUUAGGUCAUUAUGCAACGGCCUGUUUUAAUGUCAAAUGAAGGCGAUGACAAUUACCAUUGUUUCCAUUUUAUGUUAAGUUUUAUUUUCAUUUGUAUAACAAAAUACACAAAGUUUUAAUGAAUUAAUAACUGCACUUAUGUUAGAUUUCAAUGU
Clupea harengus (Atlantic herring) is the source of this 2219-nucleotide messenger RNA. It is a transcript of the gene foxf2a, whose product is annotated as forkhead box F2a. NCBI's taxonomy places the organism in Eukaryota, Metazoa, Chordata, Actinopteri, Clupeiformes, Clupeidae. Gene Ontology annotation, cellular component: nucleus. Gene Ontology annotation, biological process: regulation of transcription by RNA polymerase II; animal organ morphogenesis. Gene Ontology annotation, molecular function: DNA-binding transcription factor activity, RNA polymerase II-specific; RNA polymerase II cis-regulatory region sequence-specific DNA binding. The record is from RefSeq and is a predicted model, not a curated record.